This is a messenger RNA of Sphaerodactylus townsendi, 858 nucleotides long. It is a transcript of the gene PRXL2B, whose product is annotated as peroxiredoxin like 2B. The record is from RefSeq and is a predicted model, not a curated record. NCBI's taxonomy places the organism in Eukaryota, Metazoa, Chordata, Lepidosauria, Squamata, Sphaerodactylidae. The transcript has 7 exons. Bases 95 to 703 code for a protein of 202 amino acids.
UCGAUUGCCAGCUGAUGCAAGGGCUAUCCAAAACAAGGACCAUCCUAAACUGGGGAAGCGGGGUGGCAAAGGCAGUAGCAGGAUUGCAGUUACCAUGGCUGCAGUGGUGGAUCUGGGCAAAGUAGGAGCCAAUACCGUGAAGUACGCUGCUAAUGGGGAGGUGGUGGAGCUGAGGAGUUUGUGGAAGGACCAGCCCUGCGUGGUGCUGUUCCUGCGCCGUUUUGGCUGCCAGGUGUGCCGUUGGAUUGCUAAAGACGUCAGCAAGCUGAAAGAAUCGCUGGAGAGCCACGGGGUCCGCUUAGUUGGGGUUGCACCAGAAAGCGUGGGUCUGAAGGAUUUCCUAGACGGGAACUACUUCAAGGGAGACCUCUAUCUAGAUGAGACCAAACAAUGCUACAGUGAUCUCGGCUUCAAAAGGUAUAAUGCCUUAAGCAUAGUUCCUGCUGCUUUGGGGAAGUCUGUUCGAGAAGUUGUCAGCAAGGCAAACGCUGAGGGCAUUCAUGGCAACUUCAGCGGGGAUCUUUUGCAGAGUGGUGGAAUGUUGAUUGUCAGCCAAGGUGGUGAAAAAGUCCUCCUACAUUUCAUACAGGAGUCUCUGGGUGACUCUGUUCCCUUGGACACCAUAAUCAAGAUCCUCGGCCUCCCAGCAAAUGCAGAAGAAGAGAAGAGGCCUCAGUGUAACGAAGAAGUCUGUACCGGAUGAAGAAGGAAAGUAUGAUGCUGUCCCGAGCAACUAUUCCUUUGUCCUUUCUACUCGAUAUAAUCCCUUUUCUAGCCCAAGAGCAACGUUUAUGCACAGCAGUGAAACUGAAGCCACGGAUAUAAAAUAAUAAAAUGUUUACCUGUUGGAUACCGUGA